AUGAAGACCAUGCAUCUUUCAGCAAUUCUCGUGGGACUUUCUUCUCUGGUGUCUGCUGGAACUUUUCCAAAUGCUCCCCACGUCUUUGCGUAUCCCAAAGACCCAGGGAACUUUCAACCUGCCCACCCGGACAGGCCCCAUGGUCGGGUCUGCAAGGUGACACCGGAUGCAACCGACUCUGGACCGGCUAUCCUCGCGGCAGCACACAAAUGCAAUCGUGGAGGGACCGUAUUUUUGCCACCUGGUGACUUUGUGAUUGCCACGGCACUAGAUCUGACUUUUCUUGAGGAUGUGGAUUUUGCUAUAUGGGGAAACAUUACAUUCAAGCAAGAUCUUGAACUCUGGCCCACGCAAGCGUUCCAGUAUUCUUAUCAAAGUGCGAGUAUGUUUUGGCGAUUCGGAGGAACUAAUGUCAACAUCUACGGUGAUGGAAAGGGUGUUAUUGAUGGAGCCGGUCAGUUUUGGUGGAGUGCAAUGGCCAAGAACUCGAGCGUUAUGCGUCCCUGCCUCCUAGGCACGGAUGGUCUUCACCAUGCUACCGUCACAGGACUCACAAUGCUCAACCCACCCGGGUGGUUCAACCUAAUUUCUAACUCAACCAAUGUCCUUGUGAGCGAUAUGACCAUGCUUGUCGGUAGCCAACUGACUGGAGCCCCAGCAAAGAACACCGAUGGCUGGGAUAUUUAUCGGAGCUCGAACAUUGUCAUUCAGAACUCCAAGAUUGUCAACACUGAUGACUGUGUCUCAUUCAAGCCCAAUUCCACUCAAGUGGUUGUCCAAGGCCUCGACUGCACUGGAUCACACGGCAUCUCCGUCGGCAGCCUUGGGCAGUAUCAGGACGAAACGGACUUAGUCGAAGACUUAUACAUCUACAAUAUUAGCAUGACAAAUGCAGGGGACUUUGCCAGAAUCAAGGUUUGGCCUGGAGUUCCUCCUAAUGUUACAGGAUCCACGACCGGUGGUGGACUCGGCCUUGUCCGCAACGUGACCUAUGAGAACCUGUACAGUGUAAACAACGAUCAUGUUAUCUCUGUGUCGCAGUGCUAUUAUGCCAAGAAUCAAUCCGUCUGCAACGAAUAUCCGUCAAAAUUGGUCAUCGAGGACAUUUUGUUCAAAAGUUUCGCAGGAACCACAUCGAAAAAGUAUGACCCGCAAAUCGGCGACUUGACUUGCAGUAGUCCUGAUGUCUGUCACAAUAUCGAGCUGGUGGGCAUUAACGUUACUCCUCCGAGCGGCAAGUCGCCCGUCUUCAACUGUGUCAACAUGCAGGGCUCAAACCUGGGGAACAUUACUUGUGCCUAA
Molecule: messenger RNA, 1302 nt
Organism: Penicillium cataractarum
Lineage: Eukaryota; Fungi; Ascomycota; Eurotiomycetes; Eurotiales; Aspergillaceae
Product: pectin lyase fold/virulence factor
Exons: 6
Coding region: 1-1302 (433 amino acids)
Biological process (GO): carbohydrate metabolic process
Molecular function (GO): polygalacturonase activity
Source: RefSeq, a predicted model, not a curated record